Molecule: messenger RNA, 924 nt
Organism: Adineta steineri
Lineage: Eukaryota; Metazoa; Rotifera; Eurotatoria; Adinetida; Adinetidae
Source: the annotation of a GenBank genome assembly
AUGACACAUGUUAUCGCUCUUCAUGGAGCAACAGGUUCAGGCAAAUCGACGCUCUCUCGUUUAAUGGGUGAACAUUUAGGCACGAAAUGUCUUGUUAUGGAGGAAAGUUUGGAUGUACUUUUGACUACGCCAAGUUCAGAUGAUAGUCAAACGUCGUGGUAUCGUCAAAAAACGGCAAUUACCGCUAGUGAUACUGUCACAAGUUUUUUUAUGAGAUAUAUCAGUCCAACAUCGGUACUUAUUUUUACCCUCAUAACUUAUUUUUUUACUGGUACUGUCUGGGCAGUUGUCAUAUUGUUUAUUAUUUGUUUGACUAUUGGUCGAUUUUUUCGUUGGCUUAACAGUCACAUUUUAUCAAAAAUGUGGUUAUACAAUGUUUCUUUACUUAAAGAUCAACAAAAUCAAAAUAAUUAUACAUGGAUAUGGAGAGAUCGAACUUGCGUCGAUAUCUAUACAUAUUGUAUAAUGAAUAAUAGCACUUCAGUUCCACUGAAUACGAGCCAAAUUCUUCUAGAACAAACACACACAACGAGUGUAGCUGUCAUACUAGAUGUACCAGAACAUAUUAUCAAGACACAUUUAAGAAAAAGAAUGACCGCUCCAACCACAUCAUUUUCGUUUGCUAUUGCUACACGACUAAUAUUGUGGACUAAAAUACCCGUUCAAUCAUCAAUUAAUGCUCUAAAGUUAAUCGAACAAUGGUACCAAAAAAUGAAUAUACCUGUAAUUAAAAUUAGUCAACUUCGUAAUAAAUUAGAUUGCGAUUCAAUUACAGGCGACAUUCAAUGGAGUAAACAUUCGAUCAAUGUCCUCCAUAAAACUAUCGAAGAAGCUAUUGAAAAACGUGGAUUACCGUCGUCGACGAUUGAUGAUUUGUUAAUGCCAUGGCAAACUAUACAAAACUCUCGUCUCGCUCAUAUUUAA